CGAGGACGAGAUCGUCCUUUCGCUCCAAGUUCAGAGUGCGCCAUUGACUAACUUAUAAGUCCACUGAUACCGAAAGCUACUAGCGGCUAUUUAUCUUGAGCUGCGCGCGGUAUCAGUAAGAUCGUCGGGCCUCCUGUUUGCUCCUCAAGUCCACCCCGCAUUUGACGAUUUGCGUGUACUCUCUUGGGAAGUUCCGCGGAACAAUGGCGCAGAGCCCUACGCAACAGCCCGUUCCUCAGCAUGUAUCCGCAUUGCUCACUCACCUCACCUCCCGGCCCGGCGUCCAGUCUACGCUGAUUCUAUCCCGCAAAGAUGGGUCGAUAAUCCAGUGCACUGGACUGCUAGCAGCCAGUUCCAACCAGACAGCUCCAGGCUCCCGCGGGAAUGUCGUAGAGACUUCUGCACCGCCCAGCUCAUCAUCCUCCGAACCUACCCCGUCGACAGAUGCUAUAAGCUCUACUGCUACGAACCAGACCCCUCCAUACAAGCCUAGCCAUGCAGAAGCCCUGGCGGCACAUAUCCACGCCUUUGUCACAAGUGCGUCCGCUUUAAGCACGUCUCUAUCACACCCUGCCUCGGCCACUGGGACAGAGAACGGAUACGGCUCGAGGUCGCUAGCUACGAACGCUUAUGAUGAGACUUCGGCCAACGGAAUCGGUUCCCGGGAUGACGAUGCAGAAGGAGAGAGCCACAAGGAGGACGAAGAUGAAGUCAAGCUCUUGCGGCUGAGGACGAAGAAACAUGAGAUUGUCGUGGUGCCCGACCGGAAGUAUUUACUCUGCGUUGUUCACGGCGCAUCCGGGGCUGCUGGGUCAGCGGGAGCACCAGGGGGUGGAGGAGCAUCCAGGUGAACGAAGUUGUCGAGGCAUCGAUUUAGGAGUCAUAUUCCAAUUUUCUCAGUCAAGUGGUUUCUGCGCCUUUGGUUGGUCUGGAGCGAUCUGUGUUGGCUUGGCGUGUUUACUGUCAUAUACCCGGUUGUAGUCGACUAGAAGUAGUUACGAUAUUUCCCUAUAUCUUCCCAUGUUCAUGGCCAUUGUACUCUGAUAUCGUUGGAAAGCACUUUAUAUCACAAAGUUUUUGACAUUGCAUCUGGAUACCUGCGAG
Paecilomyces variotii is the source of this 1104-nucleotide messenger RNA. RefSeq lists its product as hypothetical. Lineage: Eukaryota; Fungi; Ascomycota; Eurotiomycetes; Eurotiales; Thermoascaceae. The coding region runs from base 204 to 851 and encodes 215 amino acids. Gene Ontology annotation, molecular function: dynein intermediate chain binding. Gene Ontology annotation, biological process: microtubule-based movement. Gene Ontology annotation, cellular component: cytoplasm; cytoplasmic dynein complex. The record is from RefSeq and is a predicted model, not a curated record. The transcript is spliced from 2 exons.